Messenger RNA from Eimeria tenella, 584 nucleotides. RefSeq lists its product as uncharacterized. The annotation marks the transcript as partial. The record is from RefSeq and is a predicted model, not a curated record. Lineage: Eukaryota; Apicomplexa; Conoidasida; Eucoccidiorida; Eimeriidae. The transcript is spliced from 2 exons.
CAGCAGCAGCAGCAGCAGCAGCAGGGGGAGCAGCAGCAGCAGGGGCAGGGGGCGGGGCCGGCGGCGAGAGUCCCGGCGCAGAGGAAGCAGCAGCAACUGCAGCAGGAGGCUCGGUGCUGCUGCAAGCUGCUGCUGCUGAAUUCCUCGAGAAAGUGGAUGUGUGGCCGCUGCUGCUGCUGCACUAUGAGCAGCAGCAAGCUGUUGUGGGGGGGGCUCUCAGCAACUUGAAGCCCGUGCUGCUGCAGCAAAGGCGCGCAGCAGCAAACAGAAGAAGGGAAGUGGGUUUCCGGGAGACUUCUGCUGCAGCAGAGAGGCGCGAGCCGCCUGCAGCAGCAGCUGCAGCAGCAGCACCCGCAGCAGCAGCAGCAACAACAGACAAAGAAGGAGAGACAAUAGAGAAGCGGUUUGCUGCUGCUGCGGCUGCAGCAGCAGCAGCAGCAGCAGACGCGAAGCAACAGAUGCAUACACAGACGAGACCGCGACAGCUGCAGCGGAAACAAACGCUGCAGCAGCAGCAAACGCCACAACAGCAGCAGACGCUGCAGCAGCAACAAACACUGCAGCAGCAGCAGCAAGAGUCCUGA